Amaranthus tricolor (Joseph's coat) is the source of this 2065-nucleotide messenger RNA. RefSeq names its product L-ascorbate oxidase homolog. Lineage: Eukaryota; Viridiplantae; Streptophyta; Magnoliopsida; Caryophyllales; Amaranthaceae. The transcript has 8 exons. The coding region runs from base 201 to 1820 and encodes 539 amino acids. The record is from RefSeq and is a predicted model, not a curated record. Gene Ontology annotation, molecular function: copper ion binding; oxidoreductase activity.
AAUCUUCAGUAUGCUUUUCUAUCAUUAUCUUUUUCAAAUACCUUUUAUUCUGGCAAUAGUCUACUUUUUUAAUGUACUAAUGUACUAAAUGGUGAUAUUCAUAAUGGGUUAUUGAUAUUGAAUAUUGAUCGCCAUUGUUUUAUAUAAUUUCUAUUUCAAUUUUUGGGGUUUUGCAGGAGUUAUAAACUUUGACGAAGAUAAUGGAAGAAAGAAGUAUGAAAUACUUAACAAUCUUGGGAUUAAUUGCAUUUUUAAAUGUAUUUAUUGUAAAUGCUGAUGACCCAUAUAGAUUUUUUACUUGGACCGUCACUUAUGGAACUAUUUCUCCUUUGGGUGUUCCUCAACAGGUCAUUCUCAUCAAUGGUCAAUUUCCAGGACCUAAACUUGAUUGUGUGACAAAUGACAACAUCGUUCUUAAUGUCAUUAAUAAAUUGAAUGAACCUUUCCUUCUCACUUGGAAUGGAAUAAAGCAGAGAAAGAACUCAUGGCAAGACGGUGUUCUAGGGACUAAUUGUCCAAUCCCUCCAAACAAAAACUUCACAUACUUUUUCCAGCCUAAAGAUCAGAUUGGUUCUUACACUUACUUCCCAUCGACUGGGUUGCACCGUGCUGCUGGUGGGUUUGGUGCUCUCAAUGUGUACUCCAGGCCUCGAAUUCCCAUUCCUUACCCUAACCCUGCUGGUGACUUUACUUUGCUUAUUGGUGACUGGUACAAAACCAAUUACAAGACCCUUCAAAGGGCUCUAGAUGCAGGAAAAGCUCUUCCAUUCCCUGAUGGCUUGCUUAUUAAUGGCCGGACUGGAGGUUCCUUCAAUGGAGAUCAAGGAAAAACAUACAAGUUUCGAGUUUCAAAUGUGGGAAUGUCAACUUCAUUCAACUUCCGAAUUCAAGGUCACAAAUUAAAGGUCGUUGAGGUUGAAGGAUCUCACGUAGUUCAGAACCUAUAUGAUUCCAUUGAUGUUCAUGUGGGUCAGUCUCUCUCGAUUCUUGUGACCUUUGACCAGGCUCCCAAGGACUACUACAUUGUUGCUUCGACUCGUUUCACAAGGACGGUUCUUACUGUAACCGGAGUUCUUCACUAUUCAAACUCUCACUCGCGGGUCUCUGGACCUGUGCCUGCACCUCCUGCUGGACAAUUUCAUUGGUCCAUGGAACAAGCCAGAACUUUCAAGUGGAAUCUUACAGCAAAUGCGGCUAGACCGAACCCACAAGGAUCUUUCCAUUAUGGAACAAUCCCAAUUUCACAAACCUUUGUGUUAGCUAACUCGGCUCCUCUGAUCAAUGGAAAGCAACGCUAUGCUGUUAACCAAGUGUCCUUUAUAUACCCUGAUACCCCUCUGAAGCUUGCCGAUUAUUUCAACAUUCCUGGAGUGUUCAGCUUGAAUUCCAUUCAAGCCAAUCCAUCUGGCGGAUCUGCAAGACUUGGCACUUCAGUUUUAGGAACUAAUCUUCAUAAUUUCAUUGAGGUUGUCUUCCAGAAUGAUGAGUAUUCAAUGCAGUCUUGGCAUCUUGAUGGCUUUGAUUUCUGGGUUGUUGGUUUUGGUGCUGGUAAAUGGAGUCAAGCCAGUCGGAAGAGUUACAAUCUUAAAGAUGCUCUUACCAGACAUACUACUCAGGUUUAUCCCAAGUCCUGGACAGCAAUAUUAGUGUCAUUGGACAACCAAGGGAUGUGGAACCUGAGAUCUGCAAUCUGGACGCGACAAUAUCUUGGACAGCAACUCUACCUCAGAGUAUGGAACGCAGACAAGAGUCUCGCUAAUGAGUACAAUCCCCCAAGUAAUGUGCUCCUCUGUGGAAAAGCAGUUGGAAGACAUCCUUAAAACAACCUUCCUUCUACAUCAAGUCUAGUUAUUUGUCACCCUGAUAUAUAUAGACUAAGACUAUAGAGAUUCUGCUCUUAGAUUGCAUCAGUCAUCAGUGUUUGACUGUGAGCUUGGUACACGCGGGAAAUAUUCUUAUUUUGUACCCUUUUCACUCUUAUUAUUAUCAUCUGUAUAUUGUAAUGCAAUGAAAAUUCCUUGCUUAAUUAUUUAAUUUCAUUAAUUAGAAUGGAAACAUUUCAUCA